UUCAGUGUGGCAGCAGCAGGGGAAAUCAGGGAAAUCAGGGAAAUCUGGGAUAUCUGGGAAAGGGGAGUCGGUGAAAACCGGGACUAAACCGGCAGAAAUCCCCACGGAGCCGUGACCGUCUCACCGUUUCCUCCCGGACUCUGCUCGCCUCUCUCCCCGCUGGUGGCUGCGGUUUUUCCCCCAGAAAUCUCCCUGGAUCCGCACAGUUGAUUGAAUUCCUCCACUCUGCCGUGUUGGAGCGGGACUGAGCAGUGUUAGCCGACCAAAGAUGGAUCAGCUGUCAGACGAGGAGGUGGAGGUCAGGGAGGAUGAUGAAGAGGAGGACAGCGAUAAGGAGGACCAGGACCUGGACAAGAUGUUUGGAGCCUGGCUCGGGGAGCUGGACAAACUCACCCAGAGUCUGGAUGACGGCCGCCCGGAGGAGCCCCCCCAACAGAAAGCCCCCCUCAGACAGGAGACCAACAUGGCCAACUUCUCCUACAGAUUCUCCAUCUACAACAUCAACGAGGCGUUGAAUCAGGGCGAGAACGUGGACCUGGACGCCCUCAUGGCCGAUCUUUGCUCCAUCGAACAGGAACUCAGCACCAUCAACACCAAACCCAACAGCAGCGGAGGCAUGGCUCGCCUCGGGAUGACUGACGCUAAGGUCCGGCAGAAGCCUCCAGCAGGGCGCAGCAGGGGUCAGCAGCCAGCAGGGGGCAGUAACAGUGUUAGUGGUGGGGGGGGCAGCAGCAGUAACAGUGUCAGUGGUGGGGGGGGCAGCAGCAGUAACAGUGUGAGUGGUGGGGGGGGCAGCAGCGGGGCGAGCAGCAACAGCAGCAGCACCAGAGCGUCGCCUGCAGGCACCAUCAGAGCCGCCGCCGGGCAUCAUGGGAGACCAGCGCUCGCCUCCAACUUCAGCCUGGACGACAUCACCGCCCAGCUGGAGAAGGCGUCUCUCAGUAUGGAUGAAGCUGCUCUUCAGACCUCCUCUCACUCUCUAAGCUCCGCCUCCUCCUACACGUCCUCCGCCACCAUGCGGCGACCCGGAUCCUCUCAGCGCCAACACCGCCGCACCGGAUCCGUCGGCACCGUCAGCGAACACGAGGCGCGUUCGAUCGUCCACUCGUCGCGCUCCUCCGUCACCUCGGCCUCGGGGGUCUCGGUGAACUCGGCUUCCUCCAUGGACUCUCUGGACAGCGUGCUGUGCUCAGACGCAGACGGACAGCCUCCCUCAGUGCUACCUGCGGGGGAGGGGGCCGCUCAGGUGCAUCACAACACAGAGCACUCCUAUCUGGACAGGGAAACCUCUCUGAUUCUGAGAAACAUAGCAGGGAAGCCCUCCCACCUGCUGACCAAGGAGGAGCAGGCUGCCAAGCUGAAGGCAGAUAACAUCCGGGUCGCUCUGGAGAAGAUCAAGGAGGCGCAGGUUAAAAAGUUGGUGAUUCGUGUUCAUCUGUCAGACGAGAGCUCGAAGACGAUGAUGGUGGACGAGAGACAGACAGUCAGACAGGUUUUGGACAGUUUGUUGGAGAAAUCGCACUGUGGUUUCAGUCCAGACUGGUCCCUGGUGGAGACCAUCAACGAGCUGCAGAUGGAGCGGAUCUUCGAGGACCAUGAGAACCUGGUGGAGAACCUUCUGAACUGGACCAGAGACAGCCAGAACCGCCUGAUGUUCACCGAACGCAUCGAGAAGUACGCCGUGUUCAAAAACCCCCAGAACUAUUUGCUGGGGCGGAAGGAGACAUGUGAGAUGGCUGAGAGGAACAAAGAGGCUCUGUUGGAGGAGUGUUUCGGCGGCAGCACGGUGUCCGUCCCUGAGAUGGAGGGCGUGUUGUGGCUGAAGGAGGACGGGAAGAAGUCGUGGAAGAAACGCUACUUCCUGCUCCGAGCGUCUGGAAUCUACUAUGUUCCCAAGGGAAAGGCCAAGGCGUCCAGAGACCUGGUGUGUUUCCUGCAGUUGGAUCAUGUUAAUGUGUACAGCGGUCAGGACUACAAGAGCAAGUACAAAGCUCCAUCUGACUACUGCAUGGUGCUGAAGCACCCUCAGAUCCAGAAGAAGUCUCAGUACAUUAAGUACCUCUGCUGUGACGACAUCAGGACGCUCCAUCAGUGGAUCAACAGCAUCCGAAUCGCCAAGUACGGGAAGCAGCUGUACAUUAACUUCCAGGAGGCGAUGAGGAGGACGGAGGCGGCCUACGAUUGGUCCUCCCUCUCCUCCUCCUCCAUCAAAUCAGGAUCCAGCUCGUCCAGUCUUCCAGAGUCCCAGUCCAACCACUCCAGCCAAUCAGACAGCGGCGUUUCAGAGAUGACAUCAUCCGGUCACGCCCGCUCUCAGAGUGCCGUGAGCUCGAUAUUCUCCGACGCCUGGAGGAAAGGAACGCAGGGAGAGAUGAUGAGGAUCGACCCCAUCAGUAGGCCCAUCCCGGUGCAGAUCCUCUCCCCUCAGCCCCCUCCCUCCCGCUCCAGCUACACAGAAGGCCUCGUCCAAUCAGAGGACUCCUCUCCGUCUCCCCCCUCUCCUCCCCCUCCGUCUCCCCCUCCCAUCGCCAGUGUGGACCAUCAGACGUCAUCCUCCACCCCUUCCUACGUCAAAUACAGCACCUUGGCCCGCCUCCAGAGCCAGAACCAAUCAGCGAAGCCCAAUUACAACACCCUCCCCGCCGUGUACAGCUCCUCCACCCCCCUCCUCCCGUGUCCCCCCCCUCCUCCCCCACCCUCAGAGCCAACACCCGGAUCAGCAAUGGCCGCUCUGAAAUUCGGUCCGCCGAGCCCUUCUUCUCUCCUUCCUCCUCCACCCCCAUUGGACGAGGACUUGCUAGAGCCCGCCUACCUGCCCCCUCCUCCUCCCCCAGAGAGCAUGAAUGGUUUCAGCCUGCCUCCCCCACCAGAAUUAGACUCCUCCCCCCUCACAAACAGCGGCCUCCAGCAGUUCCUGUCGCACAAGUUUCCCCACAUGGUGUACGACUUCACCCCGGAUAUGUUGGAGGAUUCUCCCCCUCCUCCCCCUCCUCCUGCUGAGGUUUCCCCCCCAGCCUCCCUCUCUCUAAGGCCUCUCUCCCCGAACCCACCCCCUCCCGCUCCUCCCAAAACCUUCACGGGUGGUUUCCCCCCUCAAACUGCUCCCAAACCAUCAGGUCCUUCCUCCCUUCCCAUCGCCCUCUCCCCCGUGUCUCCCACGCAGCCGUACAGCAACCAGCCGCCGUUUAAAAAGCAGCAGAGCUUCUCCACGGGACACUCCCCCAAUCAGCCGCCCCCUACUCUUCCAAAGCAGCACAGCGUCUCCUCCAAAAACCUCACCCUCUCUCCCUCUUCCUCUUCUUCCUCGGUGUCCAUCGCGGCCGCCACCUCCUCAUUGGUCAAACAGAUCGUCAAUCAGUUCCCGGGAAACUCCUCCCCUUCCACUCUGUCCGCCUCCAGCUCCAUGGAGGGAUCCAAGUUCUCGGCCCCCCCGUCUCCCCCGGCGGUCAAAGCCAAACCAAAAUGGCAGCCGGGGGGGGGUGGAGGCGUCGUGGCUCCACUAUCUCCAGAGUUCCCUCCCCCUCCUCCUCUGGACAACUCGGGAGAUUUCCCUCCUCCUCCGUCUUCAUCAUCAUCCUCUUCCUCAAAGACCGGAUCGCCCAUUAAAAAGUCGCCCUCUUCCUCGUCCUCUUCCUCCAUCAAGCGUGGGCCCCCCGCCCCGCAGAGAGCCUCCUCCAUCCAGCGCAACUCCACCGGCGACCCGGCUGAAGAGAGGCCGACGAAAGUGGAGACCCUCGUCAAUAAGUUCGGCCAACAAGCCCCUCAGACAGGAACCUCCUCCAGCUCUUCCUCGGCCACCGGGUCUCCUUCCAAGGACUCCUGCUCUUCCUCCUCUUCGCUUCCCGCUCCUCUUCCCAAACCUGGGAAACUGAAUUUGGCGAAUCUCCCGUUGGCGCUUCAAGGUCUCCAGCCCGCAGAGUUCCCCUCCCCUCCUCCCCCGCCGCCCCCCGCCCAGCCUCAGCACCUCGACUUGGACUACUUCCCGCCGCCCCCGAGUGACUUUGAGUUGUUCCCUCCCCCUCCUCACCCCUCGGAGUUCCACCACCCCCCCAAAGUGGCCGUGGUGAACCCUCAGCCUCAGAUGCAGCCCGUCUCCUCCACCUCCUGGAAGCAGAGCUCUCUGAAGAAGGGGGCGAUCCUGCCUCCCUCUCUGAACCGGAGGGCCAGCAAAACCAACCAGUUUGAAAACACCCCCCUCUCGCCUCCCCCUCUGUCUCAAACCCCGCCUCCCUCCCUGUCUUCUUACUCCACUUCCUCCUCCUCCCCCAUACCUCCCACAUCGCCCAAAUCCCCGGGCCCGAGCAGCCUGACGCUGAAACCCCACUUCCUGGAGGACCUGAACCGCACCCUGAAGAGGAAGUCGGUGUCUCGCCACGGAUCCCUCACCUCCUCCCACCUCUCCUUCUCCUCUCCCGUGGGCACCAUGGACGACAUGGCGCUCCUUCCUCCUCCCCCCCCGGAGCUCAUGCAGCAGCAGGGGGGCGUUCGAGGACACUCCCAAACUCUCUCUCGCCACCACACACACUCCCACUCCACCAAACACGCCAACAUCUCAGGCUAUGCAACGCUGCGGCGCGGCCCCCCCCCCGCUCCUCCGAAACGGGACCAAAGCACCAAACUGACGGGGGAGUGGUAGGGGCGGAGCUUAAAAAAAAAGUGACUAUUUAGGAAGAAGAAAUAAUCGAUGUGUGUGUUGACUUGUCCGUCUUCUCCUCAUCCUGAAACCAUCCACGCAUUGGAUUCCCGAACAAGUAGCAAGCCGUCUUUUCCUGAGAUCAUGAUAUGAUUGUUCCUAUUAUCCUCAUUAUUAGUAUCAUUACCUAUCAUUACAUGAGUACAAAUAUCUAUAUAUAUGUAUAUAUAUCUGUAUACAAGCAAGCCAGAAGAUCACCCUAUCAAGCUUUUUUCACAAUGUCCGUGCAGCUUUGCAUCGAAAUAUACAAAAGACUUGAAGGACAGAGCAGCAGAGACAAUGUUCUGCUCAGAAACCGGUACUGCAUGGAGGACGAAGGGGGGGGUCAGGGGAAUCAGAGAGGAUUGUGGGAAGGUGUGUAUAGAGACUCGGGGAGGGAAAGGGGUUGGUGGGGGGGUAGCAUUGCCAUUUCUUUCAAACUUUUGUGUGUGUGUUUUUAUAUAAGAUUAUUUAAUACUGGAAAGAUAUUAUUAUUAUUAUAAUUAUUUUAAGUUUUUAAAGAAGUGUCAAAAGAGAAUGACUGGACGCGGGUCUGUGUUCUCAAAAUAUGUCUGAAAUAUUUGGAUCAUUUCUCAGAUUUCUUUUAAUUUCAUGAGAGCUUCAUGACUUCAAGACUUAAAUGCACACUUAGUGAAGAACAUCGUGUAAGGCUGUGCUCAGAUUUCAGGACUUUUGAAAGGAUUUUUCAUCGAGUUAUAUUAUUGAACCAGUGUUUUUCACAUGUCUUCACUAGCCAGAGUCCUCAUGAUACAAUAUUGUACAGCACCAUUGUAUUGUGAUGAUACAUAACUUGUGAUAUGGCCACAGAAUCUGAAUUUGGACAAAUAAAAGGCAAACUGAGUUAUUGUGGUUCAGCGCCACCCAGUGGUAUUAUCAUAAAAGACACUGUGUCCCAUAUCCAAACCAAUAACAUAUAAUGCUAUUUAUAUACUUUUUUCAACUGCAAAAUAUGCAGUUUGUCAACAGCUGUUUUAUCGAAUAAGAUAAAGGUUUCGUGCAAUAUUUUAAUUUGAUUUCAUCUUUGUUUUAAAUCAAUUUCUGCCAAUCGGAUCUGAAAGAAAAUGUACAGAAUAACCACCAUGUAGUAAACUGUAAAAGCACUUGUUACCAAAAAAGUUUAAUUUGUAUUUGCAGUAUUAAUAAUUUAAAUACAAUAAAAAUACUUGCCUAUAUAAUAUGUUCACGCAAAACAUCUUAAUACUAUGCUAUAUUCAUUUUCUUCCCUGCUAAUCAGGACAUACAGUAGGUUGCACAUUUCUCAUUGUAUAGUAUGUUUAUUUAUAUGUUUAAUAAUAAUUACUUUUCCAUUAUCAGGACUGUCUUUUAAUCUGAGCGCAGCCUUAGCUAUUAGCAUAACAUAAAACAACAUGUCGCACAUUUGGUAACAGACUUAAUGAAACAGACUCUAAUAAAUUAGUCAGUCAGCUUUACAGUCAGUAUGUUAGGUCGUUGUUUGAUAGCUAUUAUUCCACGCAGCUACAAUGAACUCUGUCUGGAAGCAGCAGUCCUCAGUUUGCUCGUUAAUAAACCGUCACUUGUUUGUCAUCUCCUGGUCGAUCACUUUGCUAUUAGUGUGAUCAGAGGAGCCCAAAGGAAGCCUUGGGAACAAGUGCCUGAACAGCUCAACGCUCAAACUGCUCACAAGUGUGUGUGUGUGUGUGUGUGUUUGUUUAUGGGUGUUUGUGUGCUAGCUAACAUCACACCUCGACUGUGACUUCUGUGAUAUCGACCGUCAGCUUUCUGACCUGCUGAAACCUGGAGUCUAUGUUUACCAUUCACACACUGCCAUCGUUUCUAAAUACAGAAUCUUAAACGAUAAGGAAGCCUGAGGAGCUGAUGUGGAACAAGCAGCAGAUCAACCUGGAGGUGCCUCCCUCUGGUAUCAAACACACACUGUGGCCCAUAUUAAUACGACAUUUCUUACUUGGGGUAAGAAUGUAUGUGUUUUGCCUCAGUUUCUGAUGUUUCUGACAAUAACAUUGUUUAACUCCAGCCUCUUCCACUGUGCAGGGUUACAAACACCCUCAUAUUUAGACUUUAAAUCACGAGGUUUUUAACUGAUUAGUCAAUUGUGUUCUGAAACAAGUUUAUACAUAUUUAAUGUUAAGCAAAGAUGUUAAGAAUGCACUGGUUGCAGCUUCUGAAAUAUUACAAUUCACCCAUAGCAGUUUUGAUAAUUUGUUUCAACUAAUGUCAAAAAGAAGAGCACUCUUAAAGCAGUAGCACUUAUGGAAAGAUGCCUAAUGGAUAAACCCUGACACACUUUGGGAAGUUAUCCAGUCAGGAGAUAAUGUUAGACCGUUUUUUUUUUACAAACAUGUCUAAAAAAAAAAUUCAGCAAACAGUUAAAAUAGUGUGUUAAAAACCCAGUCACUUAAAUAGUUAGAUACUUUGUCAGAGGUUUCUGUCAUCUUGAGGAACAAACUGUGUCCAGAUCAGCUGGUAAAGGCUUUCUUAAUACAUGUUAUCAUUAUAAGGUUUUUACAUUGUGCUCAGCUGACUUUGGAUCUGUUUCCUCUCUGUUUCAGUAGAUUAAAAUGAUCCACAUGACAUCACCGGUUCAAAACAGAUGCCAAAAAUGUGUUAUUUCUACUCCAGCUUUGGUUUUUAAUGUGCAAUCGUUUGUUUUCGAAGUACUCUGAUUUAAUUUGAAUGUAUAAUUAUUAUGUUUACAAAAUGACUUUCAUUCGUUUUGACAUCAGAUGUGUUUUGUGAUAUUGUUGGAGGGGAGAAGAGAGAAGUCCUUCCUACGCCCUGUACCGGCAUGCAGGAGAGAGAUCAUCAAACUCCACAAGGACUUAAAGUCAAACUGAUCAAUGUGUUGCUCAAAGACACCCUGCAGACAACAUGGCUGCAUGGUGUCAAACCUGCUGUUGCAUUUCAAAUAAAAGAGAAAUGA
Molecule: messenger RNA, 7592 nt
Organism: Trematomus bernacchii (emerald rockcod)
Lineage: Eukaryota; Metazoa; Chordata; Actinopteri; Perciformes; Nototheniidae
Gene: raph1a
Product: Ras association (RalGDS/AF-6) and pleckstrin homology domains 1a
Biological process (GO): signal transduction
Cellular component (GO): cytosol; plasma membrane
Source: RefSeq, a predicted model, not a curated record